UUCUAGUUGAAUAACCAACUGUACAUGGAAAUCGACGUGGCCGAUAAUUGAAAAGCUUUUCUGUGUUACUCGAAGAUAGCUUAUUCACGCGACUCGUCCUUUCGAAAGCUUUUCCAAUAUCGAACAAAACGCGUCCAAAGAGAUCUAUCGUCGUUCGUUUCCUUUUCUAUCUAAAUAAAAUUCUAUCCGUUCGAAACGAAACGUGGGACUCGUUUUGGUCUCGAAGAUCGCUGUCGUCGUUCUGACGUAAACGAGACGAGACAUCCGAUCAACGAGUACGGCUCGUGCAACACGAUUUUCCGUGUACGUAUAACGCUAAGAGAGAAUCGCGUACGACGUAGACGACUACGUCGAGAAUCGAGCAGCAGUGGCGUAUAACGCGGUGAUCUCGAAAUAGCACCGCCUUUAUUCCCCGCUACCCCGUCCGUCUUUCUAUGACGCCUUUUCGGGUCGCGCUUAGUUACCACCUCUCGAGGGGAGAGCUGGUACGACCCAGUCGUAAGCAACGCGAUAAAGCAACGACAUGUGCGCCGAUCAACCGCGGACCGACUGCUCGAUAUACGACGCGUGUGCCCGUCCGCGGGACAUUCCUCGAUAAUUUUCAUACGUUUCCAACACCGGCAACCAGAGGACUAUGACCUGAAUCAUCAAGACUGACUCCCCUAUCCGGCCAGUCGUGAUCACCGAUUUGGGAUCGGACGCAACUUUUACUACGAAUCCUUACCGAGAAGACUGACCAACGCGACGUCUGUGUUCCAUGAAGAAUAAAAGAAGAUUACCUGCGAAUUUUGAGAGGCUCAAAGGAAUAGAGAACUUGGAACUUGAAACAGACUGACGGAAAUAGAAAAUACUUUGCACGUUCAUUAAUUCUUCGAAGAAACGUGCAUUUAUCUUAGACUGGCUAGUAUUAAUUUUUAUUUCUACUAAGAUCGUGGAUGACGUAUUCGUCAGCUGAACCGACUGAUCGUACCGGAGAGUAUCGUCUGCUUCCAGGUAUAUUUGCUCCGCCACUCUACGUUGCUCCAUAUUUAUAUCGUGCUAAUUAUACCUUGCUCCUACUGGCCUAUGGUUUUGUCACCUUUACGAGUUAGCAGCUGCUUGCGUGAUUCGAUGGUUCAAAGUUCGUCUUUCCUGCUGUGUAACCGUCCUAGAGAGACCGAUCUGUUGAUCGCGACGUUGAUAUCGUAUCGAUCCGAUUCGAAGGGACUCGAUCGAAGGUGAAACCAUCACGGUGUACAACGACCGACUGUCGUACAAUUCUUUCUUUAUACGAAACGCAGGAACGAUACAAGAGUUUCCGAAAUCGUUUCGAAUGCAGUAAGACACGGCUGUUCUGAAAAUAGACCCGGGGUAGAGGCGCAGUAUCGCAGAAUCGCCGUCUGUUCCGCGAACAACUAUGCGAUAUAUACGUAAGGAUUUGUGAAAUCCCGCUCUGAAAAUAUACUCUCGAUAAAGUUGCGUUUUAAUCACUUUCCUGAAACAAUUGCGUAACCUGUUCGCUUGAAUUCAGAAAAGAAAAAGAACAAAAGCAGACGGAUUAGAAUCGGUGAGAAGGAACGAAGAGGAAUUUGCCGAGGCGCUUUUCCAUCUCUCGCGAAGUAACCCUAUUCGCUUAAAUUCGGAAAAGAAGAAAAACGCAGACGGAUUAGAAUCGGUGAUAAGGAACGAAGAGGAAUUUGCCGAGGCGCUUUUCCAUCUCUCGCGAAGUAACCCUAUUCGCUUAAAUUCGGAAAAGAAGAAAAACGCAGACGGAUUAGAAUCGGUGAUAAGGAACGAAGAGGAAUUUGCCGAGGCGCUUUUCCAUCUCUCGCGAAGUAACCAGUUUGCUUAAAUUCGGAAAAGAAGAAAAACGCAGACGGAUUAGAAUCGGUGAUAAGGAACGAAGAGGAAUUUGCCGAGGCGCUUUCCAUCUCUCGCGAAGUAACCCUAUUCGCUUAAAUUCGGAAAAGAAGAAAAACGCAGACGGAUUAGAAUCGGUGAUAAGGAACGAAGAGGAAUUUGCCGAGGCGCUUUUCCAUCUCUCGCGAAGUAACCCUAUUCGCUUAAAUUCGGAAAAGAAGAAAAACGCAGACGGAUUAGAAUCGGUGAUAAGGAACGAAGAGGAAUUUGCCGAGGCGCUUUUCCAUCUCUCGCGAAGUAACCAGUUUGCUUAAAUUCGGAAAAGAAGAAAAACGCAGACGGAUUAGAAUCGGUGAUAAGGAACGAAGAGGAAUUUGCCGAGGCGCUUUUCCAUCUCUCGCGAAGAGAUCGAAGGAUUUGAAUCCGAUGAGCCGGGGAACGAUAGCCGGGAAAGAAGGUCGGAUUCUCUUCGCCACGGAGGGAAGAAACAAUUGGCCGAAUGCUUUUUUGCUACGGUAUCGUUUGAACGAGCGGAGCGACGAUGUUUUGCGCUGGAUCACAGCGUGGAGAAGGCUGAGGAAAAAGUUACGACAUGUAUGGCCGGCAAGGCAACUCGAUUAACUCGCAACCACCGCCAUGGCUGGUGCGCGCAGAAGUCACGAUUCAUCACGGUGCACCGGUCACCUCGGAAUCCGGUCAGGUACCAGUAAGUAUGUCCUCGACCGUCACGGAUUCGAACGGCGUUCGUAUGAUAUACCGAUGGAACACCGACCAAUCGUCACCGUCUACGGUUCCAGCCACCGCGUCGAUCCCGUCCCCUUCGUCGUCGAGUUCGUUCGGUUUCCAACGAGGGAACAUACUCUUCACCUCGACCCCCCCACCCAGACCGACGCCCAGAUCGUUCACGAUCCCGAGAUCGUCGGGUCUGUCGGAGAACGAGUCGUCGUCCCGAGGACGAGGAGCGAACGUGUCCGAUUCCGGCUACAACAGCGAGCAAUUCUCCUCGCAGUCUUACUCGAGCCUGCCUUCCCGUCGACCAUCGCAACAGUACAAUCGUCGGUGCCGAAGCACCUGCAGCAUCGUCCUGUCCGCCGUAAACACGGAGGACAGCGUUUCGAGGAAAGAGAGCAGCAGCGAAUCGAUCAGACACACAUACGACAAUUCUUGGCGACAUCAUUCCUCGUCGCGUCAACACGUGUUCACACGCCACCAGUUCAGCACGGUACCGGAAGUCUGCGAGGAGUCCACCGACGGGAACAAUACUUCGAGCGCGUACAGCACUCAUUUCUGCGGUCGGCUGAAGGAUAAACUCAGCAGCGAAUCGACGACCGUUAGCAAAGACGCUUCAUCGCAAACCACCGACGUCGAAUCCCAGGAAUCAACGUCGACGAUCGUCAGCAAGAGUACAACGAGAAGGAAGACGACCGGUGGUCUCCGAAGUUCCAACGAGCAGAAAACGAAACAGCAAGAGAGUCGAUCGCCAACCACUGGUUCCGAGACCACCGGUGUAUUUCCUUCAGCCGAUUCGGAGAAGUCCGAUUCCUCCGCCAAGGACGAAAGCGCGAAACGUAAAUCGCGAACGGUGCACAUCGACGUCUAUUGUACCGGAUCGGACGACGAUGAAAACUCUGAUACCUCCAGCGAGAACGACCGCGAAACGCCGAUGACCGUUUUCGAGAAUCCAGACGUGAAGGUCGUUCACACUCAAGCCCCGGAUAAUGUAUUACCCCGAGGAUUUCAGGACGACAAUGCCUUUAUGAAACGCGCCACUGAACGACGCUGCGACAGUUUCAAAAACGCCCCCAUGAGGAUGCCUUCCAUAGCUAGCUCGAAGGGAUACGACAGCGACGACGUUCUCAGCUCUCUCUAUCCCUCGCAGUUCAGCUCGUACAGCGCUCUUCGUGACUUGGAUUCGGCGCCUUGGUCCGCCGCGUCCUCCAACGCUGGCAUUCCGUUCGACUACGACUCGACCGUCGCUACUUCACCGAAGGAUACCUUCUCCGAUAUAGACUCUCUGAUAAACAGUAGGAUAGCUUUAACGCCGUGCGACAGCUUCGAAUACGCCAGCUCCACCGACCGCGAGAGGAUACGAAGGAUGGAGGAGAUCUGGUCGAAAUCCGAAUGGCCGAUCGAACGGGAACACCUGUUGCGGAAUCGAAGGACGAGGGAACAUCCAGGGAUACGUGAAACCGAAUGGUCGUCCGCGGACAGCGGCGAAGAUUCCGACGAGAGCGGUACGGUCGGUUGGAGUUUCGUGUCCAGCGAGGAAAGCCAGAGAAUGACUAAGAAAACCUCGACCAUUCGACGAACAAGCAAAAGCGGCGAGUGUACAGAGAAGAAUGUACCAGUGGAAAAGGAAACUGUACAGAGAGGUUUGCAGCAAGACCAGUCUGAUUCCACGACACGUAGCGACAGUAUUCCUCAUCCGUAUGCUUUUCGCGACCAAGUUGGACCGUUCGUUUCGAACAGUCCGUCCCCGCUUCCGUCUAAAGUACCUUCGCGAGUUACCUCGCCGUUUAUGACGCCGCAAGGCGAGAGAACUAAUCAUAUAUUGAAAGCGUCGAUAUUUGGCUCGGUGGUGAACGCGUUUCGAAAACCGGGACAUCAUAUCGGACCAUCGAAAAAUCCCUCCUGUGCCUGCGAGCAUUGUAGGAGACAUUUCGAGGAACUGAAUUCCCGAGAACGUUCCAGUUCUGUAAGCGAUUUCGAACGACAAACGGGAUUUCGCUUACAGAGCGAGAAACAUAUCGUUCGUCCGAUCCCUAAAAAAUAGAGAUUCUUGAGAUUUCAAAGCUCUCUUUUUUAAAUACAUAUAUAUUAUAGUAUUUCUUGGUUUCGUAACGAGACUGUUAAAAAUAUUGUGAGAUUGUGUUAUGUAAUUAAUUAAACGCGUGUGUUUAAGUUAUAUAUUUAUUAAUUAAAACAUCGUAUUCCAUGUCGGUCACUUUUUUUUUUAAAUUCAUAAAGAGAUCUGUUAAAACAUUCUGCUAAGUAUCGAGCAUUUAUGUAAGCUAACAGAUACAUAUGAUAUUCAUGCUGUUCACGUUAAUAAAUAUUGAUUAUGUUAGUAA
Molecule: messenger RNA, 4910 nt
Organism: Osmia lignaria (orchard mason bee)
Lineage: Eukaryota; Metazoa; Arthropoda; Insecta; Hymenoptera; Megachilidae
Source: RefSeq, a predicted model, not a curated record